This is a messenger RNA of Misgurnus anguillicaudatus (oriental weatherfish), 3594 nucleotides long. The record is from RefSeq and is a predicted model, not a curated record. Lineage: Eukaryota; Metazoa; Chordata; Actinopteri; Cypriniformes; Cobitidae.
UCUUCUCAUCAUCAUGUAUCUGACUUUUUUACUCCUGACACUGCAGGUGUUGAGCACCACAGCUUCACACUUUUAUGGAGGAUUAAUGACUUUUAACUCAAGAAGUAACUUUGAUGGAUCAUACAAGGUGGAACUUCGCUUCAAGACGGCCUACCAUCACUGUUCCUCAUAUGAUUACUGGUCAUGCUCGUCUGGAGACUGCGGCACUGAGGACAGUUUUGAGAUGGGUCAAAUAGAUUCAAGUGUUAAUGGUGGCAACUGGUGUCAGUCUGAGGGAAUCAUAACAAGAACCGUUUCCAACAAUGACCCAUUUGAGCUGAUAAACCAGAAUUGCUGCUGGAUUUAUAACACAGUGACAACAGGUGGACCCUGGAGUCUUCUUACACAUAUUGAUCUUGGAGUGAGAUCAGACACCUCAGAGCCCAACAGAUCCCCUAUCACUACCACAUUACCGUUUCUGAGAGUUCCUCAGAACUGUCCAAGGAGGUUCAAUCUUUUAGCCUUUGAUCCUGAUGGUGACCACGUCAGAUGUACAUAUGGACUCGCAUACAAUAAUGAGUGUGGAAUUUGCAACCAACCUGCUGGUUUUACGUUGGAUCAGAAUGAAUGCUCGUUGUCGUAUGACUACACAUCGCUCACAGGAGUUUAUUCGUUUGAGUUGGUACUGGAAGAUUUCCCCAUUAACACGAUCACUCUCUCCUACACAAACCAACCUUCAGUGACUAGAGAUCCAGCCAGUUUCAACAGAGCCCGACGCAUGGUUCGAAGUGUCAAUUUAAUUUAUACAACCACAGAUCCACCGAGUACAACCACAGAUCCACCGAGUACAACCACAGAUCCACCGACAACAACCACAGUUCCACCGACUACAACCACAGUUCCACCGACAACAACCACGGUUCCACCGACAACAACCACAGUUCCACCGACUACCACUACAGUUCCACCGACUACAACCACAGAUCCACCGACCACAACCACAGUUUCACCGACUACAACCACAGUUCCACCGACUACAACCACAGUUCCACCGACUACAACUACAGUUCCACCGACAACAACCACAGUUCCACCGACAACAACCACAGUUCCACCGACUACAACAACAGUUCCACCGACUACAACCCCAGUUCCACUGACUACAACCACAUGUGGACCUUGUACAACCCCAGUUCCACCGACUACAACCCCAGUUCCACCGACUACAACCCCAGUUCCACCGACUACAACCCCAGUUCCACCGACUACAACCCCAAUUCCACCGACUACAACCCCAGUUCCACCAACUACAACCACAGAUCCAAAUUUACCACUGAGCAAAAUUCCUCUUCAAUUUUCUCUCCAAGUUGAUGGUUCAGCUCUAUCUUGCACUGAGGGUGAAUAUAUACCACUGUUCCUCCCACCAACACCUCAACAUGGAGAGCACCUGCAGGCCCGUGUGGAUGAGGAGCUUGAAAUCAGAAUAAAUGCUUUUGCAUAUAUUUCAAGCAUCACUGAUGUCAUAAUAAGUGGACCAUUGUACAGCACAAAAAACAAAGCAACCACUGGGGAGUAUGUGAUUAACUGGACACCAACUCUAGAGAACUCUGGCCAAUACUUUCCAUUUUGCUUCAUUGCAGAAGGACAAUAUGGGUCAAACAUUUACCAGUCUGAAAUGAGGUGUGUCAUUGUAGAGGUGGAUGAAAUCGGACUGACUACAACCACAGUCGCACCGACUACAACCACAGUCGCACCCACUACAACCACAGUCGCACCGACUACAACCACAUUGGCACCGACUACAACCACACUGGCACCGACUACAACCACACUGGCACCGACUACAACCACACUGGCACCGACUACAACCACACUGGCACCGACUACAACCACACUGGCACCGACUACAACCACACUGGCACCGACUACAACCACACUGGCACCGACUACAACCACAGUGGCACCGACUACAACCACAGUGGCACCGACUACAACCACAGUGGCACCGACUACAACCACAGUGGCACCGACUUCAACCACAGUGGCACCGACUACAACCACAGUCGCACCGACAACAACCACAGUGGCACCGACUACAACCACAAAAGCACCGACUACAACCUCAGUCGCACCGACUACAACCACAGUCGUACCGACAACAACCACAGUGGCACCGACUACAACCACAGUCGCACCGACUACAACCACAAAAGCACCGACUACAACCUCAGUCGCACCGACUACAACCACAGUCGUACCGACAACAACCACAGUGGCACCGACUACAACCACAGUCGCACCGACUACAACCACAGUCGCAUCAACAUUACAAGGACCCAAGGCACAUGUAACCUGCUUACAAAACUCAAUGUCAGUGUCAGUUGAGAAGUCUACAAUCAAAAACAUCAAUAACAAACACUUGAGACUGAUAAAUCCUUUUUGCCGGCUUAACUCCAAUAAGACCCAUGUGUUCAUCAGCAUACCUUUAAAUGGUUGUGGCACUGAAAUUGAGGAGACCAAUGAUAACCUUAUCUUCAAGAAUAAAAUCUUUUCGUACGAUGACCCCAGUGACAUUAUAACCAGGACCCACGAACUAGAAAUUGAAUUCAUGUGCAAGUACCAGAAAAGAAGCAACCUUACAAUGGAGUUUGAUACACGCAGACCAGGGAUCAACUUCACAGAGAUUGGCUUCGGCUCAUUCAGCUACGAGUUCGAAUUUUAUCAAUCUGCAAACUUCUACAACGAAAUUGAUGCAAAGUCCUACCCACUGGAGUAUGAUUUGGGUGAGAUGAUCUACAUGCAGAUUGAGCCCAUCACUCCAGUCCAACACACUGAGAUCUUCCUCGAGUCCUGUGUGGCUACACCCUACGAUAAUCCCAACUACCCAAUCUCUUACCCCAUCAUCACAAACGGAUGCAUUGUGGAUGAAACUGUUCAGAUUUUCUCAAAUCACCAACCAUACAUCGAGUUCGGGUUAGAGGCCUUCAAAUUCAUUGGGCUCCACGACCAGGUGUUCAUCAGCUGCUCAAUCAUCAUAUGUGAGGUCAACAACCCCGCCACCCGCUGUUCUCAGGGCUGCACAAACACCACAGUAUCUCCACCAUCCCACCAUCAUCACAAAAGAGAGGCACCAAUCCAGACCGCCAGUCACCUCAUCUCCCAGGGACCCCUGCGACUGAGACGUGCAUCACAGGUCACUGUAAGCCAAGGCGUGAAUCUGAACCUACUAGUCAUUGCUGGCUGUCUCCUAGCAACAGUUGCCAUGGUGUGCGCAGUGCUUGUCUAUAGAUUAAGGACGUCAAGGGUCAGAUACCAACCUCUGCCAUCACACGAGAUAUGAGUGUGAUCGGUGUCUUCUUAACAAAAUAAUUUGUUUAAAAUUUGCAAAAAUACUACAAAGAAAAUGUAUCAUUUUCUUCAACCAUUAGAUUCAUUGUGAAGUCAAGUUUCUUUUAUGUACAAAGACGGUCCAUGAUUUGAUAUCAUUGAGACUCAACUAUUGUAAUGCAUUAUAUUAAGCAAUUAGCCAGACAUCUAUUUGUCGUUUGCAAACUCUGCUACCAAACUUUUAUUUUUUGUAUGGAAUUUUAAACCACAUUGGUCGACUUCUGUUGU